Messenger RNA from Patiria miniata (bat star), 2770 nucleotides. Its product is annotated as metabotropic glutamate receptor-like. Gene Ontology annotation, cellular component: membrane. The record is from RefSeq and is a predicted model, not a curated record. Gene Ontology annotation, molecular function: adenylate cyclase inhibiting G protein-coupled glutamate receptor activity. NCBI's taxonomy places the organism in Eukaryota, Metazoa, Echinodermata, Asteroidea, Valvatida, Asterinidae. Gene Ontology annotation, biological process: regulation of synaptic transmission, glutamatergic; G protein-coupled glutamate receptor signaling pathway. The coding region runs from base 227 to 2770 and encodes 847 amino acids. The transcript has 2 exons.
AUUCUCGUGUAAAGUCAAAGUAAUGUUUGGAAGUCUAAACUUCUGUUGUUAUCGGAAUGUUAUCGGAAGACGCUGACAUUACUUUUUACGGCAGGCUUUAUUUGAGAAACUACCAGUACCCUUUUGCUAUAUUUUUGUAACCAAAUUUACGAGGUACGUGCUUUGGGUAUUCUCGCACAUUCACGUGGACAGUCACUAGAAUAAUACUUCGGAUAUCCAGACGUACAUGCUUUGUGAUUUUAGCAGCCGCAAGAUGAUUUUUCGCUGGCUAGUAUUAUUUCUAGUGGUUCCGAGGCCGGCGAUCACCGGCAUCAUCCCGAGUGCAGCACACGCCAGCAUGACCAGGCCCGGGCAUGUUAUCCUGGGGGCAAGCUUACCUAUUCACGGCUGGUCUUCUGGACCUCCUUGCAGUGGCAAACUGUCCGACUGGGGGAUCGAACUGUCUGCGAUUCUGCUGUUCGCCAUCGAAGAGAUCAACAAUCGUACCGAUCUCUUGCCGAAUAUCACCAUCGGCUACGACAUUCGCGACAACUGCUACUCGGAGACUCUGUCGAUAUGGACGGCGCUCAGCCUAGCAAGCACAUCCGAGAGACCCCAGGAGGAUGUCGAGUUCACCAAGAUCAGUCCGGCAGAGUACGGGAAUCUUUUCUGCAUCAUAGGAACUCAAUCGAGUGCAACUACAAUAACGACGGCGCAGGCCGCCAGCCUGUAUCGCAUCCCUGUCAUCUCUCCGUUCGCAACAAGCAACGAACUCAGCGACAAGCGCCGGUUCCCCUAUUUUCUCCGCACGGUCCCUCCAGACAGUCUCCAAGCCGCGGCAAUUGCCGAUAUUCUUCUACGAUUUGGUUGGAAGUACGUCGGUCUGUAUUUCCAGCUGAACUCCUACGGUGUUCACGGCGCCCAAAGCCUGCUCCACCUCGCGGAAAAACACGGCAUAUGUAUUGCGUUCUCGGUCUCGGUACAUUCUCAAGCAACAGAUGCCGAGCUUCGGGACGCUGUGGGCAGACUGUCCAGCUCCCCCAAAGCCAGGGUCGUCAUCAUGUUUAUGGAUAGCGUGACAGCGAGUGGCAUCUUGACGACAAUAAGGGACGUUGGAAUUCUACCCCACAUCACCUUUGUGGGCAGCGACGCCUUGGCAUUCCCCGAAGCGCUAGCAAGGUACAACGUCGAGCUGUCAAUGUUACAGGGUAGCCUUUUCGUCCAGCUGCACUUCGCGAACAUUCCAGGUUUCAACUACGACCGAUUCUUGCAGACGAUCAAACUCGGCAACCCGUGGUUAGCUCAGUGGAAGGCCGAGCGUAAUUGCUCCGAUCUUACGGAAUGUCCGUUCCGUAUUAGUGCAAAUGAUCACCCUGUGGUGGACGCCGUUUACGCGUUCUCGUAUGCUCUUCAUGAUGCGUUGCACGAUCUUUGUACCAAUUACACCGACUGCAGUUCGACAGUUCACACUAUCACCGGCCAUGAUUUCUUUCCGUACCUGCUAAACGCCACUUUUGAAGGGUUGGUUGGGGAGUACAGAUUCGACAGCAACGGUGAUCCUGGCGGGAAUUACAAAAUACUGAACUUUCAGAUUCACAACGACACCUUUACAGCAACUGAAGUUGGGCAAUGGAGCUCAUCAGCAGAGAAUCCCCUUCAGCUGAACGCAAGUGCUUUGCAGUGGUAUCAGGACUCUCCAGAUCCACCAUUCUCAUUGUGUCGAGAGGUGUGUCCACCUGGUUUCAUAGAGGAUCCACUGGAAGAGAAAUGCUGCUACGGCUGCCGGAGAUGCCCUACUCAUGCCAUCGUCAGCGGCAACUCGUGCAUGCCGUGUCAGAGGGAUGAGUGGCCCGACCAGAGCUUUAGACACUGCCAACUCAUUGUUCCGACGUCUCCAAGUUGGAGUGAGCCCACGGUUAUUGUCAUCCUGAUCCUUUCCGGCCUCGGACUGGUCCUUUCCUUUCUUGCAGCCCUGGGACUCUUCCACUACCGGCACCACGUGCUGAUCAAAGCCGCCAGCCGUGAGCUGAGCAGCAUCAACAUCUUGGGACUCACUCUAGCCUUCCUUGCUCCUUUAACGCUCCUAGCUCCGAUGUCGACAGUCUCGUGCCGUGCCUCGGAGGUCAUGGUUGCCUUGUGUUUCACCCUGACGUACGCACCGACUCUGCUGAAGGUCAACCGGAUCUACAGGAUCUUCGAAGCCGGGAGGAAAUCCAACAAGCGCCCUCGGUUCACCGGUCCUCGUGCCCAGCUUGCGCUUGCACUUAUCGCUACUCUGCUAAUGAUGGUGAUCUGCAUCUCUGGGACUCUUAUUAGUCCAACAGUCCCAGCCAAAUUAUAUUUCAGUCCUCCGACCGGCUACAUCGAGGCCUACUGUGCGUUCGGCUACGGCUCAAUGGUAUCCACUUUUUGCAAUCUGCUGAUAGUCCUAGCCUGCUGCUACUACGCCUUCAAGGCGCGCAAGGUACCCAGCAACUACAACGAGUCCAAGUUCAUCGCCAUCAGCGUGUACUCCACGCUGGUCUUCGGCAUGGCGGCCGUGCCCGUCUACAUCACGGCGGCUACCGUUCAGCAGAAGGUAGCCACGCUGUGCGUUGCCAUACUGCUCAACUCCUUCCUGACGCUGUUCUGCGUCUAUCUGCCCAAGCUGUACGCCAUUCGCUUCGGGGUGGACGUCCAGGUUUGCGAGUGGAGGAGUAGCGGUGUGGUUUCGGCCGACAAUGUUUCAGCGGCGUUACCAUCAUCAUAUGCCGAUGCGCAACAGAGGAAUGCCUUACCCGUGGCGAACUGA